Messenger RNA from Sphenostylis stenocarpa, 1203 nucleotides. The record is from the annotation of a GenBank genome assembly. NCBI's taxonomy places the organism in Eukaryota, Viridiplantae, Streptophyta, Magnoliopsida, Fabales, Fabaceae.
AUGGGUCGGAAUCAGAGGGAGAGGGAGAAGGAGGACGGAGAGAGGCAUGUGGGGCUGCUCAGAUUGGCCCAAAUCCUAACAUAUCUGGUCGUGUUUGCCGGUGGAGUCGUCAUCGGUCUCACCACCAGCUCUCACAUUACCAACACCAAUUUCAUAUCCCAACCCAUCCCCCUCCACCACCCUCAACUCAGUCACAAUUUUCUCCCAAUUCCAAACUGUACCGCCACCGCACACUCUCCUCCUCCUCCUCCUCCUCCUCCUCUUCCUCCUCUGGACAUGGAGGAGUUCCUUCAUCCGCCCAAUCUCACCCACACGCUCUCCGACGAGGAGCUUUUCUGGAGGGCUUCCUUGAUGCCGAAGAAAGAAGGGUACCCUUUCAGGAGAAUACCCAAGGUGGCCUUCAUGUUUAUCACCAGGGGUCCCCUUCCCAUGUUGCCCCUCUGGGAGAGAUUCUUCGACGGCCACACCCCUCUCUUCAACAUCUACAUCCAUGCCCCUCCCCGAUUCCAUCUCAACGUUUCCCAAUCUUCACCUUUCUACGCCCGUCACAUCCCCAGUCAGGAUGUUUCAUGGGGAACAGUUACACUGGCAGAUGCUGAGAGACGGCUUUUAGCGAAUGCUCUGCUGGACUUUUCAAACGAGAGAUUUGUUCUGCUUUCGGAAAGUUGCAUCCCAGUGUACAACUUCCCUACUGUUUACAGAUAUCUCACUGACUCUGUCCACAGCUUUGUUGAAUCAUACGAUGACCCAACCCGUUAUGGCCGCGGUCGCUACAAUCGCAAUAUGCUUCCUCUUAUUCAACUUAGACACUGGAGAAAAGGGUCUCAGUGGUUUGAACUCAAUCGUGCGUUGGCUGUGUAUGUAGUCUCUGACACCAAAUACUAUUCCCUCUUCCGAAAAUACUGUAAGCCUGCUUGCUACCCAGAUGAGCAUUACAUUCCAACCUUCUUGAACAUGUUUCAUGGUUCUCUUAAUUCAAACAGAACAGUCACAUGGGUGGACUGGUCUAUGCUGGGUCCUCACCCAGCAAGCUAUGGGAGAGACAAUAUCACUGUGGAUUUUAUACAGUCUAUAAGGAACAAAGGAUCCCUUUGUCGAUAUAAUUCAGAGAUGACUUCCAUUUGUUACCUCUUUGCUCGCAAGUUUGAUCCCAGUGCCCUCGAGCCCUUGCUUAACAUUUCUUCCCAAGUUAUGAACUUUUGA